This is a messenger RNA of Salvia miltiorrhiza (redroot sage), 2118 nucleotides long. RefSeq names its product glucan endo-1,3-beta-glucosidase 4. The transcript has 5 exons. Lineage: Eukaryota; Viridiplantae; Streptophyta; Magnoliopsida; Lamiales; Lamiaceae. Gene Ontology annotation, biological process: carbohydrate metabolic process. Gene Ontology annotation, molecular function: hydrolase activity, hydrolyzing O-glycosyl compounds. The record is from RefSeq and is a predicted model, not a curated record. Gene Ontology annotation, cellular component: plasma membrane. The coding region runs from base 514 to 2016 and encodes 500 amino acids.
GUGCAUUAAAAAAGCAAUCUUGAAAACGGACAAGGGUCAUACAAAAACCAGCAUUUGAAAUUGAUUAAUCCACCCUGUCUCUAGAGACCACUUCCACCCCCCACCCCCAUCUCCCACCCCCCACCCCAUGUGUCUGCCUCAUUUCAUUCCUUCCUCACAAGUCCCCAACUCACUCUCUCACUCGACUAUUUUUCACUUGAGCUUCCCCAAUCUUUGCUCUUUGAAUAUAUGCACAUACGCUCUCAUAAUCAAGUUUAGAACUUUUUAGUUUUAUGUGAAAGUGACCCUAUCUCUCUGUUUCUUUCCUGUCUGCUCCCAUCAGUUUGUUUGCUUGUUGUCAAUUACUCAGAGGCCGUUUGUUUGUACAGUAUUCAAGGCGGAGGACCUAUUUCCUAAGUUUCUUCGACAUAUUUAGUCUUCUGUGGGUAAAACUUCCUGGUUUUCCAUUGCCAAUAACGACUUUAUCAAAGCUCAGCGUUUCGAUUGAAGCUAAAAGCUCUCUAGUUCUAGCUGAUGAUGCUCCAAAUAUGGCUUCAAGCUGUCCUGCUAUUUUGUGGACUUUUCUUCAAUGCAACUGGGGCGUUCGUGGGUGUCAAUAUUGGAACGGAUGUCUCAAACAUGCCAUCGGCUCCUGAUAUAGUUGCAAUUCUUAGAGCUCAUCAAAUAACUCACGUGCGUCUCUUUGAUGCUGAUGCGCAUAUGCUGAACGCUCUUGCAAACACUGGCAUCGAAGUCAUGGUUAGCGUUACAAACGAGGAAGUCCUGGGAAUCGGAGAAUUGCCUUCAACGGCAGCUGCAUGGGUUAAUAAAAAUGUCGCAGCUUAUGUUCCGUCAACCAAUAUUACAGCGAUUGCUGUGGGAAGUGAAGUGCUUACUACGCUGCCACAUGCCGCACCUAUUCUAGUUCCUGCUAUGAGCAACCUGCAUAAAGCCCUGGUAGCUUCAAAUCUCAAUUAUCAAGUUAAAGUUUCGACGCCAAAUUCAAUGGAUGUCAUUUCUCGGCCUUUCCCUCCUUCUGCAGCCACUUUCAACUCGACGUUGAACUCUACUGUCACCCAGAUUCUUCAGUUCCUGAGAAACACAAAAUCCUUCUACAUGUUAAAUGCUUAUCCUUAUUAUGAAUAUGUGAAGAGCAACGGCAUUUUCCCUCUCGACUAUGCUCUUUUCAAGCCACUCUCCUCUGUGAAACAAAUUGUCGACCCAAACACCUUGUUUCACUACGACAGUAUGUUUGAUGCCUUGAUCGAUGCCACUUACAACUCCAUAGCCGAUCUCAACUUCUCAGGGAUCCCUAUUGUUGUCACUGAAACUGGCUGGCCGUGGUUCGGUGGUAGCAACGAACCUGAUGCUACUUCAGGAAAUGCUGAGUUGUAUAUUAACAAUUUGAUAAAACGCGUAUCGAAUGAUUCUGGUCCGCCUAGCCAGCCCACAGUUCCCAUCAACACGUACAUCUACGAGCUGUUCAACGAGGACAAAAGACCCGGGCCGAUUUCUGAGAGAAACUGGGGUCUCCUUUUCACUAAUGGCACUCCUGUGUAUGACCUAGGUUUGGGUAGUACAGAGAUCACCGGUGCAAAUUCUUCGAGCUCGUUUUGUAUAGCUCGACCAAGUGCAGAUGAUAAGUCGCUGCAAGACGGACUUAAUUGGGCUUGUGGGAAUGGCCAGGCUAACUGUGCAGCAAUUCAGAAAGGGCAGCCUUGCUAUAACCCCGACACGUUGCAGAAUCACGCUUCUUAUGCGUAUAAUGACUACUAUCAGAAGAUGCGUGCAACUGGCGGGACUUGUGACUUUGGUGGCACGGCUACGAUAACUACAGUCGACCCUAGCUAUGGAUCUUGUAGAUUUACAGGAAGUUCGAACUCGAGCACGGGAGGGCUGUUUCCAUCACCGGCACUCGGACCAGUGGGCCCGUCCUCGAAGAGCACAAGGACCGUCUCCGGCCUACAUUUGGGCACAGCAGUGGGCGUAACUGUGUCUGUGUGUUUGGUUCAUGUGAAUUUGAGGAGCUUUUUGUAGCAUAGCAUAGCUAACUAGGAAUUGCAUUUGUUGUAUUGCACUGCACCUCUAUUUUCCCUCAUUUUGAAUCCACUUUCAUAUUCGAUCGAUAUUUUGAAGAAA